GGUGGGGAAGCCAGAGGGAGGGGGUAGAGAGGCCUGGACUGGCGUCCCAGCCCCCACCUGGAGACCAUGGGGCCAGGACCCACGACGCUGAGCUGCUUGGCCUCCCAAACGCUCCAGCUAUCUCCCGUCCCCUGUCCUCUUGACGCGCAGAGCGAGAGCUGGGCAGGAGUCGCGAAGAGGUACCUGGCCAAGCUGUCAUCAGUUGGGAGCAUCUCAGAGGAGGAGACGUGCGAGAAGCUCAAGGGCCUGAUCCAGAGGCAGGUGCAGAUGUGCAAGCGGAACCUGGAGGUGAUGGACUCGGUGCGCCGCGGCGCCCAGCUCGCCAUUGAGGAGUGCCAGUACCAGUUCCGGAACCGGCGCUGGAACUGCUCCACGCUCGACUCGCUGCCUGUUUUCGGCAAGGUGGUGACGCAAGGGACUCGGGAGGCGGCCUUCGUGUACGCCAUCUCUUCGGCAGGUGUGGCCUUUGCGGUGACGCGGGCGUGCAGCAGUGGGGAGCUGGAAAAGUGCGGCUGUGACCGGACGGUACACGGGGUCAGCCCACAGGGCUUCCAGUGGUCGGGAUGCUCGGACAACAUCGCCUACGGCGUGGCCUUCUCACAGUCAUUUGUGGACGUGCGGGAGAGGAGCAAGGGGGCCUCGUCCAGCCGGGCCCUCAUGAACCUCCACAACAACGAGGCCGGCAGGAAGGCUAUCCUGACUCACAUGCGGGUGGAAUGCAAGUGCCACGGGGUGUCAGGCUCCUGCGAGGUAAAGACGUGCUGGCGAGCCGUGCCGCCCUUCCGCCAGGUGGGCCACGCGCUGAAGGAGAAGUUUGACGGCGCCACGGAGGUGGAGCCACGCCGUGUGGGCUCCUCCAGGGCGCUGGUGCCGCGCAAUGCGCAGUUCAAGCCGCACACAGAUGAGGACCUGGUGUACUUGGAGCCCAGCCCGGACUUCUGCGAGCAGGACAUGCGCAGCGGUGUGCUGGGCACGAGGGGCCGCACGUGCAACAAGACGUCCAAGGCCAUCGACGGCUGCGAGCUGCUGUGCUGCGGCCGCGGCUUCCACACAGCACAGGUAGAGCUGGCCGAGCGCUGCAGCUGCAAAUUCCACUGGUGCUGCUUCGUCAAGUGCCGGCAGUGCCAGCGGCUCGUGGAGCUGCACACGUGCCGGUGACCGCCGCCCAGCCCUGUGCCCAGCAACCACCUAGUGGCCCAGGGAAGGCCGAUAAUUUAAACAGUCCCGCACCACCCACCCCAAAAGAUACUGGUUGUAUUUUUUGUUUUGGUUUGGUUUUUGGGUCCUCAUGUUAUUUAUUGCUGGAACCAGGCAGGCGACCCCAAGGGCACCAACUGGGGCCUCCCUGAAGCCUGGGCCUUUGUGGCUGCCACUGACCAAAGGGACUUUGCUCAUGCCUCUGGCUGCCCACAUGUGGCCACUGCUGACCACUCACUUGUUAUCUGUACGUUUUUCCACUUGCAGACUUAAGGUGGGUAACGAAGUGUCGCAGCCACAUGCCUACUGACCCUGCCAUCUAGGGAAAGGGGCAGCCCUAUGGCAGGGGAUGGUGCCAGCCUGAUGGCAGUUGCACCCCACACUUACACACGGACCCCAGGCAGCUUCAGCCUGGUAGCUUUGUCUCUCAAGCCCCGUGGAAAAGGAAUGGGCAGACACCAGGUCCAGGGCAGAAGGUUAAUUUCAGGCCUCCAUGAGCAGCCGGAGGUUCAGUCUCUGUGGAACCCUCCAGGCAAGAACAGCAGAUGAGGUGAGAGCCAGUGAAGGCUGCAGUGCCCCCACCCCUAGCCCAGCCGCCAGGCCUCCCCUCAGAGAGGGGGACCCUCACUCCCUGGUCCCUCCCAGGCAGGAAUACGGCUGCGUCCUGGAUCAGAGACCCCAGCUGGGCCUUCACAGUGACGCCGUGAGCGUCGCUCCACGGUGCUGCUCCUCUGUGAAACUAAGAAUGGAAACGCCACACGCACACAGGAGAGGGCCACGUGAAAAAGCCAUCUCCCAACUUUUACUUCACUCCCUUAACCGAAUCUAUUGAGCAAAUACUGUUCUAGGCCCUGUACUGGGCCAUCUCACUGGAUGACCACAGCAAUCCUGGGAGGCCAACAAGACAGGGAUGCAUGCCUGUGCCCAUUUUACAGGAGAAAGGGCAAGGCUCAGCUGGGUCCCAGAGCCAGUAGAGGCAGAGGCAGAGCCAGAAGAGCCCCCCAGCCAAGGCUCCUCCUGGACUCCUGUACCCAGAGGCCCAGAAACUGUAGGUCCCCCUGGGUCUGAGCCUCAGGGAUGGGGCUCUGGCUGGAGGAAAAGGGGCUGGGAAGCAGCAGGAGCCACAGACCACAGGCUGAGCCAGAGCCCACUUGGUUCCCAAGGGAGGGCAGAGCAGGCUCUGAGGGAAGAGGUGGACAGUGGGAAGGCUGACGAAGUGAGGUCUCAGCAGCGGAGGGUACCGAGGGUACUGAAGCAGAGCCCCCAGAGCCAGCACCAGCAGCCCGGGCCUGGCCCUGUGCACCAGCCAAACCAUCAGGAGCCCAGCCCAAACUUCUGUGCGCAGGACCUGCACACAGCAAGCCCUGGCCUGACCCAACUGCUUCUCAGGUGGGCUCCCAACCACCAGAGGACCUCACUCUCAGCCCUCUCUCCAGGCUGCACCCACCCCGGGGCUUUCAGCUCCUGGUUUGAGGUCUUAAGCUCCAGGCUCCAGGUUCUCAGACUCCAAGUUCUCGGCUCCAGGGUUCAGCGUCUGAAUUCAAGGUCCCAGAUCCAGAAUACGGGCUCCAGCCUGUAGACGCUCUCCCCCAGGCCUUGCGGUUUGUGCCUCCUGGUGUUGGCUCCCUCACGAAGAUAGGGUCAACACCCUCGGCCCCCAGCCAAGCUCUCUGCUCAUGUCCAUCCAAGAAGAAGGCCAAAACCAAGUGAGAGGCUGGACCCACAUUCAAAUGUGGGGAUAAUCUCGGGGCAGGCGGGCUCUGAUGUGGAUGAAAGCUGAGCCGACUGUGUCCCCACAGCUGCCCAGCUGGGCUCACUGCUCCUCUGGCGGGCUCUGUUCAGCUGUCUGCUCAGAGCCAGGCAAAAUACUAUCCCUCACUGGCAGAGGCCCGACCCACACAAAGGAAGCAGUGGAGACCCCUCCCCCACCCCUAAGUCCUGUCCCCAGAGCCAGGGCACUAGCAGAUUCAGGCUGGACGCUGGUGUGACGGGCACUGCCCCAGGAAGAGGAAGGAUCUGCGCUUAUUCAUAGGCCUCACCUUUCCACCUACCAGGGGGCCCCUCAAAGCUCAUCCUCCCGGCGUUCUGAAGGGUGUAGCCUCGGUGAAGCAGACUAGAUUCUAGGAACCUCUGCCCAGCCCUACCACCACUGCCACCAGCACCCCAAAGGCCAAAGGGAUCCACAGCUGCAGGAAAAAGGAGCUUCCUUGGACACACCCAGCUCUAAACUGUCCAGCAGAACAGUUUAAAGAGGAACCAGCGCAGGACUGACACAGCCACGCAUCCUGGAAGCUGGCCAGAGGGUUCAAGCCCUGCCCGAAACCCUCUCCACUGGUCUUACCGCAAGGCAAAGGUGCCCUCGGAGGCCUUGGGCUGGACAAGCCCCAGCUCUGGAUGCUGCUACCCCCUCUGCUGCCCCCACCUCGCCCAGAUUUUUAUACUAGGCUCCUUGCCUUUGUGACAUCCCCAUGAAAUAGUCUGGUGCACGAUAAAAUGAUUAUUUCUUUA
Molecule: messenger RNA, 3705 nt
Organism: Globicephala melas (long-finned pilot whale)
Lineage: Eukaryota; Metazoa; Chordata; Mammalia; Artiodactyla; Delphinidae
Gene: WNT4
Product: Wnt family member 4
Biological process (GO): multicellular organism development; neuron differentiation; canonical Wnt signaling pathway
Cellular component (GO): extracellular region
Molecular function (GO): frizzled binding; cytokine activity
Source: RefSeq, a predicted model, not a curated record